AUGGCUGUGGGUCACAACGACCCGAAGAUAGUGCGAGGGUUCCACUUAGUGGAGGAACUCCAGCAUACUCUGAAGUAUUUACAGGAGAAGCUGAAGAUCUUUAAUGAAGUUAAACAAACCUGUGAUCAAACCGCAAAUCAUAUUAAGAUUCAGACCCAGCACACAGAGAAACAGAUUAAGGAGGCGUUUAAGAAGAUUCACCAGUUUCUACAAGAGGAAGAGGAGGCCAGGAUAGCUGCACUGAGGAAGGAGGAGGAGCAAAAGAGUCAGAUGAUGAAGGAGAAGAUUGAGGGUCUGAACAGACAGAUAUCAACACUUUCACACACAAUCAGAACAAUAGAGGAGGAGCUAAGAGCUGAAGACAUCUCAUUCCUGCAGAACUACAAGGACACAGUGAAAAGCAGUUCUGACUCCAGAAUGUUCUUCCAGUCCACUCUGCCGGAUCCACAGCUGAUAAACAUGGCCAAACAUCUGGGCAAACUGACCUUCAGAGUCUGGGAGAAGAUGCAGGACAUUGUGACAUACACUCCUGUGAUUCUGGACCCCAACACUGCCAACACACACCUCAUCCUGUCUGAGGAUCUGACCAGUGUGAGAUUCAGUCAGGAGAGACAGCAGCUUCCUGACAACCCAGAGAGGAUUGAUUACUGUGGAUGGGUCAUGGGCUCUGAGGGCUUUAACUCAGGGACACACAGCUGGGAUGUUGAGGUUGGAAAUACACACUGGUCACUUGGUGUGUUGACAAAGUCUGUCCAAAGGAAGGGAGUCAUAUGGUGUGGAAUCUGGUUCUACCGAGGUAAAUACAGAGCAGCAUCCUCAUCAGGAUCACUCACUGUUCUCACAGUGAGACAGAAACCCCAGAGGAUCAGAGUGCAGCUGGACUGGGACAGAGGAAAGCUGUCAUUCUCUGACCCUGAUAGAAACACCCACCUACCCACAUUCACACGCGUCACAAUCAGAGCCAUAGAGAAGGAGCUGAGAGCUGAAGACAUCUCAUUCCUGCAGAACUACAAGGACACAGAGAAAAGAGCCCAGUCCAGUCUGCCGGAUCCACAGCUGGUCUCAGGAGCGCUGAUAGACGUGGCCAAACAUCUGGGCAACCUGACCUUGAGAGUCUGGGAGAAGAUGCUGGACAUUGGUCUAAAGCUGUACCGCUGGGAUCGAGACCUGAACCAGUGGAAGGAGCGUGGCGUGGGAGACAUCAAGAUCCUGUACCACCCAGAGAAGAGGUUCUACCGGGUCCUGAUGAGGAGGGAGAAGGUGCUGAGGGUGUGUGCUAACCACAUAAUCUCCCUGGCCAUGGACCUCAAACCCAUGAGCACGUCCGCCAAAGCACUGGUCUGGGCCGCCAUAGAUCACGCUGAGGGCAAGGGCAAGGUGGAGACACUCGCUGCUAAGUUUGAAACACCUGAGCUGGCCGAGUCCUUCAGGAAAACUGUCACAGAGUGUCAGAGCCGCAUGGGCCAAUCAGAUUCCUUGGCUGUGAUGUCAUCCCAGAUGUCCAGAGCCCAGGAGCACUCCCGAGAAUCCAACCCCCGGGUCUACCUCACCAUCACUGCCGACAACGAGAACCUAGGAACCAUCAUCAUUGAACUGUUCCCCCACAUCGUUCUCAAAACGGCAGAGAACUUCCGGGUCCUGUGCAGAGGACAGAAGGGCUUCGGGCUACGCGACUCCAUCUUCCACAGGGUUGUUCCUGACAUCAUGUGCCAAGUGCUGUGUGGCGCUGAAUGAGUGGAUGGUGUUGUGGAUUUGAGGAUCAAGGUGCUGUGUGGCGAUGAAUAAGUGGAUGGUGCUGAAGAUGGAGAUCAAGAUAUGAUGAGGUGUGCUCAUGACUGCCUGAUGUGACGGUGAGGCUGGCAAGGUGGCGGACUGGACGAUCGGCAAAGGUAAGUGCUGUGUUGUGCUCUGAUGUGCAGGUGAAGCUGAUGUGUGUUCUAUGGGUGCAUGUUGUGUGGGUGAGUGUGUUGUUGGUUGUGCGUGUGGUA
This is a messenger RNA of Hypomesus transpacificus, 1988 nucleotides long. RefSeq names its product E3 ubiquitin-protein ligase TRIM39-like. Gene Ontology annotation, molecular function: protein binding; peptidyl-prolyl cis-trans isomerase activity. NCBI's taxonomy places the organism in Eukaryota, Metazoa, Chordata, Actinopteri, Osmeriformes, Osmeridae. The record is from RefSeq and is a predicted model, not a curated record. Gene Ontology annotation, biological process: protein peptidyl-prolyl isomerization; intracellular transport.